GUGAUGUGAAAUAAUAUGAAGCAGCCUGCAGCAAGCUGUCCCUCUAUGCUGCUGAUGCGAUGCAAUAUGGGCGAAAUCAGGGAGAAUAUAUUAUAAUAACAGUAUAAUUCUAUUGACUUUGGGGUACUGGUCAAUGGAGCAUAAAUUAAAUAUGGUUAUGUGCAUUAUCUCUUUACAAUUUACGCGCGUUUUUUUACAUUAUUUUCUUUGAUCUUUCGUUCAUAGUAAAUAUUGAGAUAUGAGAGUAAUAUUAUUUAUGUUCUAAGUGUGAGGGCUUAGAAUUUAGAUCAUAGUGUUGUACGAAAUACGACUUGAUUCUAUACUCUAUUAUGUUUUGUUUAUAAGUUACAGAUUUAUUACAGUGAUUCCAUUUUGAAUCUUAGAGUUUUAUGGUAAAAACAAUAUUAAAACCGUCUUAAUAUAUAAACUAUAGUGUUAUGGCUCCUCGAGGCAAAAAGCCAAAAGUAAAAAAUGAAGAAGAAAACACAGAGUUGUUUGAAAAAAAUCGUUUUAUCAUUUUGCCUGAUGCUUUAGCAAAAGAUGAAAAUAUUGAUCGACAAUUUAUAAAACUGCGUCAUCCUCAAACUAGUGAAUUGGCUAUAUUUGUGUAUUCAGGAAAUGAUAAAACUCUUGCCCAGAUGCGAUCCUUACCGCUUGGUCAUAGGUCAUUUUUCAAAGGCAAUGAUGUCAUUCCUGUUGAUAAGAUUGAUUUUGUAACAUUAGUUGAUCCUACGUUUCUUUUUUUACCAUAUUUUGUCAAAUGUUCUUCUAUGUUCUGUCCAUUGGAUCAAAUUUUAGUGGAUGAACAUCUUCCAGAAAUAAAUAACCUACUAAUGAAACUAUCGGAAUUGACCAAUUUAAAACAAAUUGCUACUAAAAAAGAAGUUGGAGAUUUAAUUUUGUGGCAAUAUAAUGAAAACAAAACUUUGGAAUGGCUAACACCUAAAAUAGAAAGAGUAUCAAAAGUUUUAGUGGCACAACAAAUAAAUGUAAAUCAAAAUGCAGCCAUUUCAUCCUCAUUUAAAGUGUGCGAGACAAGCAUUCAAGCAACUGACGAACAAUACAAAAGGUAUGCAUACAAUAUAAUUUCGGAAUAUUUACCCAUUGAUAUUCAAAAAUCAUUGUUGAAACAUCUGGGGCUCCCAGAUAUAGUAGAAUGUAAUAAACGUAAAGCCGAUGAAAAUAAAAGUGAUGUAAAUAAAAAGGUAAAACACAAAGAAGUUGAAUAUGAUGAGGUGCCUUUUCAAGUUAUAAAGAAUGUCACUCCAAAAUUAACAGCUAAAGACAAAGCAUUAAAAAAAGCUGCAUCAGGAACAAAAUCUAUAUCAUCAUUUUUUAAAAAAAGUGCCUAAUUUUGUAUUUAUAAUGGCAUAAUGUGUAUUUAGUUCUUUAUUUGUGAAUUAAAAAUUAACAUUUUUUCAAUAAAAUAUGUACAUAGUAUUUGUAAGAGUUUAUUCAUGAUUGUCUUCAUAAAAAUUAAAUAAAUUAAAUAUUAAAUUUA
This is a messenger RNA of Myzus persicae (green peach aphid), 1501 nucleotides long. RefSeq names its product ribonuclease H2 subunit B. Gene Ontology annotation, biological process: ribonucleotide metabolic process; RNA catabolic process. Lineage: Eukaryota; Metazoa; Arthropoda; Insecta; Hemiptera; Aphididae. Gene Ontology annotation, cellular component: nucleoplasm; ribonuclease H2 complex. The record is from RefSeq and is a predicted model, not a curated record. The transcript has 8 exons. The coding region runs from base 438 to 1352 and encodes 304 amino acids.